Lingula anatina is the source of this 663-nucleotide messenger RNA. RefSeq names its product codanin-1. Gene Ontology annotation, biological process: chromatin organization. NCBI's taxonomy places the organism in Eukaryota, Metazoa, Brachiopoda, Lingulata, Lingulida, Lingulidae. Gene Ontology annotation, cellular component: nucleus. The record is from RefSeq and is a predicted model, not a curated record.
UCACAUUGCGUGAUACUUUCUUUGUAGCUAAUCAAUUCCACUUUGUCUGACCAUGAAGAUGAAGUGGGGACUGAGACCAAGACUAAUCAGCAAGAUAAAGAUGUGUUCUCAUCUUGUCUUUUGACAUUGAGACUUCUUGGCAAGUUCCUUGGCUUUAUUGUAUUUUUACCAUAUCGGACUCCAGAGCCACUACCAGAAACUUUAGAAAUGACUUAUGUCGCUAUGAGAAGCCAGGUCCCUUGUCCACUGGAUGUUUAUCAAGAAAUUCAGUUGGCCUGUGUUGAGGGGAGACUAGUCCUGACUGUACCCUGGGUGGUGGAAUUUUUGAGCAUGAUGGACAGCCUAGCACCAAGACUGCAGUACUACAGCAGUGUGUGCAAGCUGCUCAUGCAGAUUCAUAGAUGUUUUGCAGCAUCUUUCUUGGAAAGGUACAGUUUGAAUUCCUUCCUAACUGUUGUGGUGCUUGGCUGGCUUUUCCAGCUUCCACAGUUUCCAGAAGAGUUGUUUUUUACAGACCUGGAUUCUUUGGAUUGUUAUAAUAAAGAUCAAAAUUUGGUAAGCACUACAGGCCUGACUGGGGCCAACUGCUUCUAUUCUGAGAGAGAGAAGAGGGAGAGCGAGAGAAGGAAGGAGGAGAGUGAGAGAGGGAGGGAGGGGGAGUGA